GAAGUUGAAAUUCUCUUAUUACAACUCUGACAACGCUGGAACAGAGUGGAGAGCGGAAGCGGCCGGCGAACCCGCCGGAGUCUCGGAGCCAAAGCGAGGUGAGCUCCGCUUCCGCCGCCCCCUCAAAUCAAGCCUUCUUCCUCCUCGUUCUCCCGCCCCAUGCGCAGCAGCCGCCUCCCGUGCAAUGAAGGUGAAGGUUCUGCAGUGGCACGCGGUGGCUUCAUGGACAUGGGACGCGCAGGACGAGACGUGCGGCAUAUGCAGGAUGGCGUUUGACGGCUGCUGCCCUGACUGCAAGUUCCCCGGGGACGACUGCCCGAUCAUCUGGGGCGCCUGCAACCACGCCUUCCACCUCCACUGCAUUCUCAAGUGGGUGAAUUCCCAGACGUCGACGCCCCUUUGCCCCAUGUGCCGCAGGGAGUGGCAGUUCAAGGGCUAAGGGCCGGCAUGGAUCUCAAACUAUGCAGAAAACUGAAACUGACGUGUUGCUGAGGAAUGUAGUUACUUUCUGGUAACCAGGCCAGGCGGGCGGCAUUUUGUAAGCAAAACUUCCCAGUUGAUGGCCGGGCAAAUGCAGUGAUAAA
Molecule: messenger RNA, 584 nt
Organism: Lolium perenne
Lineage: Eukaryota; Viridiplantae; Streptophyta; Magnoliopsida; Poales; Poaceae
Product: anaphase-promoting complex subunit 11-like
Biological process (GO): anaphase-promoting complex-dependent catabolic process
Cellular component (GO): anaphase-promoting complex
Molecular function (GO): cullin family protein binding; zinc ion binding; ubiquitin protein ligase activity
Source: RefSeq, a predicted model, not a curated record